GUGGCAUAAAACUUUGUUAACAUUUCAUAAUAUACGAGCGGCAGUGGCUCUGUUAUUGUUGGCUAUAAAUAGCAUAGAAUUAGCCAAGGCACUGCUGCCACUGCCGGCUAAUAUAAAUGAUGCCGGUGGAGGAGGGGGAGGAGUAUUGGGUGAUGACGCUAGUAACAGUGGCAAUAACGGAUAUGCAAACAAUUAUCCAGGAAACGGAAGUGAAAGUAAUUUGCCUCAACAACAGCAGCACGAGCAGACAUUUAUGAACACUGAACCGGAUUUUAUAAUUGUUGUUAUUGGUUUUGCCUCUCUGGCCAAUGCCUUGGCCGCUUUGAUUUUAACCAUCAUGUUAAUUUGGUUUCAUCGUAUGGUCGAAUUGAAAAAAUCUCUAGAGUUUUUAUACAUCAGCAGCACAUUGUCGGUGUUAAUUUUCGUUUUACGUAUUUAUGAAUUGGCGGAAAUUGUUUACUAUGAUUCUCUGAUGGCCUUGGAAUCUAUUAUACAAGCCUCAUCGGCUUUAUGUUUAUUACUAUUGGCCAUUAUAGAUGGUUUUACCGUUUACAAAGAG
This is a messenger RNA of Lucilia cuprina (Australian sheep blowfly), 559 nucleotides long. Its product is annotated as ATP-binding cassette sub-family C member Sur-like. The transcript has 2 exons. The annotation marks the transcript as partial. NCBI's taxonomy places the organism in Eukaryota, Metazoa, Arthropoda, Insecta, Diptera, Calliphoridae. The record is from RefSeq and is a predicted model, not a curated record.